This is a messenger RNA of Pelagomonas calceolata, 1895 nucleotides long. NCBI's taxonomy places the organism in Eukaryota, Pelagophyceae, Pelagomonadales, Pelagomonadaceae. The record is from the annotation of a GenBank genome assembly.
AUGCAGCUCCCGCAACCCAAAGUGCCGAAACCGAAGGCCGCGGUGCCGCUGCCCACGCCGCGCCUGCCGGGCGGCGCCAAGGCCGCCGCGGUCCAGCCGCCGAAGGCGCCGAGCCGCACGCAGGAUCUGCGGGCCGCGUCGCUCGCCUCGCUGACGAUCACGGGCGCGCCGCGGGCACCUCGGGUCGGCGGCGGCCAGGCGCGGCCGCGGCGCGACCGGUCGCCGUCGAAGCCCGUCGGGAAUAACGACAGCGCCUUCGGCGAGGGCGCGUGGCGCUCGUCGAGGCCCAUCGAGCGACGAGGCACGACCUUUGAGGUGGUCGUAAGGGUCCCGAACGCGCUCGAAGUCGCGAGGGACCCGCGGAGCACGCUCGCCAACCCGGCGCUCGUCGUGAGCAAGGUUAAUGAUACUGCCAUCAUCGGCGGCUUCGAGGAGGCCGGCCGCGACCGCGCGGCGGGCCACAAGGUCGUCGGGCUGCGGGUCGUGGGCAUCUCGACGACGCCCCACGUCGUCCAGGCGCCGCCGCCGCCUUCAUCAUUGGUCGACGCCCAGAAGGCGCUGAGCGGCCCGCGUACCGAAGAGGACGGCUGCUGUUCCCGCAGUUUGUCGAUUGAGGAGUUCCCGAAGUUCGUCUUACUGCAGAAGCCUCCCGACGAGGCCCAGGAGCCCGUCCUCGCGGACCAGGGGUCGUACACCUGGCGCGACGAGAAGCCCGAGCCGCCCAAGGAAGUUCCCGUCAAAAAGUACCGCCUCACCAAAGUGUUGGUGGCGACGAAUAGGAAACCCGUCCUGAGCGAGGGCGAAGCUGUUUUUUCUUCGACCCUAGACGCGGACGCGGCGUCGCCCGAACUUACCGAAAGGAAGAGCCACCUCGGCAUCUCCGCCCGGGCGCGUGCAGCAUCACAAGACCAGGACGAGGGCCUCUGGUGGGGCUGCGCCGUCGUGGCGUGCGACGCGUCAGUACCGCGCGACGGGCCCGCGUCGUGUGACAUCGAGAACUGGACCUAUCUUGGUGGGGACCCGUGUGGAAGUCAUCGGUCUACGCUGCCUCUACGCCAUCGCCGCGCCCGUUCGUCUGCUCGAGUCGCUGCCACGCAGGCUGGGAACCAAGAAGCAGAGAGGACGUCCUCGAGGCACUAAAACAAGCGGACGACGACGCCCACGUUUAUGUCCAUGGCUUCAAUAACUCGCUCCAGUUCGCAUGUCGCACGGCGGCUCUACUAGCGAGGGACCGCGUCGCCAUCUGCGUGGCCUGGCCGUCGAACCCGCCGUUACCUAGAUCGUGGGCCAUCGCCGCCGUGUUGAGUGUCGCGGAGCGGAACUACACGGCGGCCGAGCAGCAGAUGCAGCGGUCCGUGCGGUCGGUCGCGAACGCGGCGUUGUUGUUACGAGAAGCUUGUAAGCGGCGGCUCGACUGGACGGCUCAUUCGAUGGGGUGUUAUUUGUUAUUGUUGGCGCUGCGGGAUGCGACGAAGCCCUUUGCGCGGGUGACUCUGUUAGCGCCCGAUGUGCCCACGUGGUUUUUUGUGGACUCCCUCAAGCGAGGCGUGCGGGAGAACGUGCGGUUCCUGCACUGCUUUCAUAGUAGAGACGAAGCGGUGGAGAUCUCGCGGCAGAGGCGCGGAUUGGACUUCCCGGUCCCGGGCAACGGCGCAGUGUUGCCGAACAGGCCCGGCGUGACGGUGUUAGAUUGUUCGCGCUGCGCCGCUACUCUAGGCAACCACGACUAUGGAAGGGUCGACUUUGCGUGCGUCUUGGAACAGGGCGCGUUCUUCGAGGGGGCGCGGCCCGAAGAUAGAAAGGCGCUCGAGGACUCGGGGGAGGGCGUGUGGGUGCUGCGGGCGGAGGCUUCGUCUUGAGGCGACUAGUGUGUGUGUGUAAACUUUGUGAGCUGA